Messenger RNA from Salvelinus sp. IW2-2015, 1428 nucleotides. RefSeq names its product S-adenosylmethionine synthase-like. Gene Ontology annotation, cellular component: cytosol. Lineage: Eukaryota; Metazoa; Chordata; Actinopteri; Salmoniformes; Salmonidae. Gene Ontology annotation, molecular function: ATP binding; methionine adenosyltransferase activity. The record is from RefSeq and is a predicted model, not a curated record. Gene Ontology annotation, biological process: S-adenosylmethionine biosynthetic process.
AGUCCAGGAGUUCUGUUGGAUAGACAGCCAAUUGGCAGCAACCCUCUCGCUCUCUCUUUUUUCUCUCUCCCUCUACMUUCCCUCUCUCAAGAGAACGAGCUGGGAUAUAAAGCUCUCACUGGAAAUUUUAUCUCAGUUUUUUUAGUGGUUCUGAGCACCUGCCUGUGUCAAAAUGAGUGACGCUCUGCUGGAUGAUGGGUCCUUCAUGUUCACUUCGGAGUCUGUUGGAGAGGGACAUCCAGACAAGAUCUGUGACCAGAUCAGUGAUGCUGUCCUGGAUGCUCACCUGAAGCAGGACCCAAAUGCCAAGGUCGCCUGUGAGACGGUUUGUAAGACUGGCAUGGUGCUGCUGUGUGGAGAGAUCACGUCCCGGGCCAAYGUAGACUACCAGAAGGUUGUCAGAGACACCAUACAACACAUCGGUUACGACAACUCAGACAAAGGUUUUGACUAUAAGACGUGUAAUGUGUUGGUGGCUCUGGAGCAGCAGAGUCCAGACAUCGCUCAGGGUGUCCACAUCGACAGGAAGGAGGAAGACAUGGGAGCUGGAGACCAGGGUCUGAUGUUUGGCUGUACUGACGAGACAGAGGAGUGCAUGCCUCUCACCAUCGUCCUGGCUCACAAACUCAAUUCCAAGAUGGCCGAACUCAGACGCAACGGAACCAUCCCCUGGCUCCGCCCCGACUCUAAAACACAAGUGACAGUACACUACGAGCAGGAGCACGGGGCAGUGAUCCCUAUAAGGGUCCACACCGUGGUCAUCUCUGUUCAACACGAUGACUUCAUUGGCCUGGAGGAACAGAAGGAGGUGCUCAAGGAGAAGGUGAUCAAGGUAGUGGUUCCAGCUAAGUACCUGGAUGAUAAGACCAUCUACCAUCUUCAGCCCAGUGGACGCUUCGUCAUCGGAGGACCCCAGGGUGAUGCUGGAGUGACGGGUAGGAAGAUCAUCGUUGAUACAUACGGAGGCUGGGGGGCCCAUGGUGGGGGAGCUUUCUCUGGUAAAGACUUCUCCAAGGUGGAUCGCUCGGCUGCCUAUGCUGCCCGCUGGGUGGCCAAGUCCCUGGUCAAGGCCAAACUGUGCAGGAGGGUGCUGGUUCAGGUAUCCUACGCUAUCGGAGUGGCCCACCCUCUGUCCAUCUCCGUGUUCACCUACGGCUCGUCACAAAAGUCAGAGAGAGAGCUGCUGCAGAUCGUAAACAAGAACUUUGACCUACGACCUGGUGUCAUUGUCCGGGAACUGAACCUGAAGAGGCCAAUCUACCAGAAGACAGCGUGCUACGGCCACUUUGGCCGGAGUGAGUUUACCUGGGAAGUCCCCAAGGAGCUCAACUACUAAACAUCUCCCCCCCGUGGUCAAGUAUAUAACAAGCUCUUAAACACCCCCGUGGUCAAGUAUAUAACAAGCUCUUAAACACCCCCGUGGUCAAG